This is a messenger RNA of Phoenix dactylifera (date palm), 3768 nucleotides long. NCBI's taxonomy places the organism in Eukaryota, Viridiplantae, Streptophyta, Magnoliopsida, Arecales, Arecaceae. The record is from RefSeq and is a predicted model, not a curated record.
GGGGAAGUGGGCACGCAGUGCGGCAGUGGUUAUACUCGCUCGCAUGAAGCUUUUUGCAGUACUGUUUUUAUUGAAGUCGGAGGCCAUCCCCGGUGGGGGUGGGAAUAGCAGGAGAUCGCUGCCGAGCCGACUGGUGUCUGCGAGUCGAUAAAAUCCAUCCGUCGAUCGAUUGAUCCCGCUCUUCCCUUCGCUUCCGCUUCUCUUCUGUUCUCUUUUCCGCCUCGCAGUGGGGGCUGACGCGUAGCAGUUCGAGAAAAGGGAGAGAAAGGAAGAGGAGAGACAAAAGAAAAGCGAGCCCAAUUAUUUCGAUCUUUUCUCAUCUUUUUUUUUCCCCUCCGACCGAAAGCUUGAUUUCCGCCCCCUUAGAUUCCCCUCCCUUCUCCCCCUUUUUGCUCCACCUGCUUCUUCGUCGUCUCUCUCCAUUUCCCUCCGUCGAAUGGGAUUUGCUCGCCGCGAUCGGAGCCGGAGCUCCCAUCCGAUUUUCUUCAUGCAAGGCUCGGUGUUAGCUUCUCGUAUAUAUCUAAAUUCAUCUGCAGGGAAAGAUUGGUGAAGACUGAUGCAUGAGAGGGGUUGUGGGAUCAUGACGACGACGAUGAUGCUGAGGAGAGGAGGAGAUUUGAACCUGAACAGCUCGGUGCAGGCGUGCGGGGAUUCGAUAAAGGAGGGAUUGAAGCAGGCAAUGCUUCAGCAUGAAGUUAUCUUGAGGAAUCAGGUCCGGGAACUGCAUCGGCUGUACUGGACGCAGAAGAACCUGAUGCACGAACUGUGCCGGCAAGAUUCCGAUGUAUAUUCUCCACGAAGGGCGUCGGUGGAGAGUGAUGGAUCGGCGGAGGAGAAGAGAGUUUGGGACGUUCCCUCCGGAUUGCUGAUGGUGAAUCCGACGGAUGCACGAGGUAACGUCCAUGAACUCCGUAGGAACGGGAUGAGGAAUUUUGAUCUUGAGCUUCCUGCCGAAGAGUUCACGAGGGAUCCAGGGGAAGAGAGUGGCGGCGGAUACUUGGGAGUAAAGGGUUCUGUAAGUGGUGAAAACGCCACGAAUUCGGGGCGGCUGAAGGCUAAUUUCGGCGCCAGAGUGGCCGACGAUCCCAACAGGGGGAGUUGCUCGAAUGCCCGUGUUGUUAUUGAGUUAGAAGAAGAGCCUCUAGAAUUGGAGUCUGAUGGGGAAGCAAAUGUCAUUUCCUCCUCCAGGUUCGAGGCUCCGGUCAAUAAUGGUGUAGAUAAAUGUGGUUCACCGCCGACCGUUUCAUCCGACAGCGUGCCUGCACAGAAUCAUUCGUAUGUGGAUCACGGCGAGAGAUGGGAAGGGCAGGAAUCUACUUGCCAUUUUGCUGAUUUAAAUGAAUCCAUAGGUGAGCCCUCUGUUAAACCAUCAAGCCAGAAGCAACAAACUACUUUCUGCAAACGGAUGCACAUUGACCUUAACAUAGCACAAGAUGAUGAAUCUAUCCAUUCUCUGCCAAAUAUUAUGCCAACAUUCCCUUCUCCAUCCACGAGUUCAUCAGUUGUUCACCGCGGAGAUGUUUGGAGGGAAUCAAACAACAAAUGCCCCAAAGAGUCUGAAUCAAGCAACAUAUGCCCAAAAGAAUCCUCUAUGACAAUUCAGCAUGAUCUUCCUUCAGAAAAUUCUAGGGAAAAGAAUGUUGAUUGGUUGUUUCAUGGCAGUCAGCAUGCACAUCCUUCUUUCACUCAAGCUUCAGCAGAGGGUACUAAGGUUUCUGAGUAUAAUGAUAGUCAGUAUGGAUUAGAUCAAAAACUUGAAAAGUGCAGUGCUAAGGACCCAGCACAUUCGUACAGAGAUUUAGAGGAAGGAUUUUAUAGUUUUUCUACUAGACAAUUUCAGUAUAGUGUUAACCCAACAGCCCUAUCUGUUACGGGCCUACAUGAACCAGAAGAUGCAAAAGUGGACUACUUGUUGGCUCAACCACAUUCCAAAAAUGUAAAUAUUGAUAGCAGAAAGCCGACUUUAAUAACAACCUGCAGCAAUGACAUAGAAGAUAAUAACUUACAUGCAUCGGUUGGGAGUACCAAUCUGCCACCGACUGUAAUCAGAGUUUUGGAAGACAAGCAAGCAAAUCAGGAGAGGAGUGAAGAAGACACUGUAUCAAGCCAUGCUGUCAGUCGAGCUGAGAAUCAACAGGAUGAAUAUGUUGAAGAAUCUCUUAUCAAAAAGAAGCCUGAUCACAUUACUGGAAAUAGCGAAUGCACUUCACCAGACAAAAGUGUUGAAGAACAUGCAGUUCUCUCCAUUGCAGCUGAUUCAGGAACAACUCAAGACAUUCCAGUUGCUGCAAGGUUUCCUGGCAUAAAGGUCCCAACUCCUGAAGCUUCCAAUAAUGUUCACUUACUGGAAAAUUCAUGCAAUAUUUGCAAAGCAAAACCUGAAGACAACAUCAAGCAGCAGACAACUGAAGCAGUAGAGAUGGACCUUGUGAUUGUCAAGGCAGCUGAGAGACUGCUAUCUAUAUCUUUAGAGAAUUCAACAUAUCCUGUGUAUCAGGUAGCUAGCAAUGGACAGGUAGAAAUCAAGUCCAAGGAAGGUAGUGAUCGGCCUCAGUAUUCUUCUGAUUCUUUUGAGACUAUUACUUUGAAGCUGCAAGAAAUCAGAGAUGAUGGACAGUCAAGGCUUGCAAAACCUACUGAGAAUGAAACAGGGAAGGAUGUUCAUGGAGUCAAGUUACGGAGGGGAAGGAGAUUGCGAGAUUUUCAGAAAGACGUGUUGCCAGGGCUUAUUUCCCUUUCGAGGCAUGAGAUUUGCGAAGACAUGCAUACCAUAGGCUAUAAGCUUAGGAGGAACAGGCCCAGCAAGAGCUGGGGGGAGAAGUGGUUCGCACCAAUUAGAAGCAGGCAAUCGAGGCGCUGUUCAGUUGUACGGAGGCGCUAAGAGGCCAACAGUUCUAGACUUGCAGACUGUGUUGAAAAAUUUUAUGACCAAAGUCUAAUAGCAGAAUGCUUUCUGGUUAGCCAGGAAGUGGACGAAGCUGAUUCCGGACAGUUCUGUGAAUAUCUAUAUAUGAUCUGAACUCGGUUACAAAUUAGCGCAUUUGAAGUUAAUAGCUAAGUUUUCAAAUGGACAAUCAUUUAAUGUGUAUGAGAACAGAACGCAUGGUUGCGAAGUACAGCAAAACCACAUACUGGUUCGCUGCAGUGCAUUGAGUCCCCAAGAGACUAUAUGGCUGAUUAAUAGCGGUUUGAUGCUCUGAAUAUACCGUCAAAAUGAAGAUUUUGAUAUAAUUAUCCAGAUAGAAGACAAUCCUCCUGAUGAUAGAAGAUUUUGAAGGAGGAUAGAGGUCCAAAAAUCCUAUAGGUAAUGAUGAGCUCAUUACCACAUGAGCCAUGCUGUUCAAUCAGAGGCACCUUAAACCACACUUCUUAGGCCUGUUUGACUACGGUAGGGGGCAGUACAGCAGUUGUGUUUAGGUUGAGCUCUCCAUUGUGUUUGUGUUUUUGAGUUUCAAACAGGAAGGAGGUAGUGGAAUGAGAUGCCAAUUGUGUCUUAGCCCAGUGGAGAAGUGAAUCCCCUGAAAUGAGUCGGCACUCCUUGUAGUGUAUGGUUGGGCAAAUGAACCGUAAGUAACUUUCAUUCUUUCUGAAAACCUACGGUUUUGUUUGCUGGGAAAGUAAUGGCUGUUGGGAGGGACUUCAAUGACUUUCGGUAUUUGGUUGAAUGGUGUAAACAUUCACUUCCAAGUACUUGGGUGUUUGGUUGGUGUCCUCUUCUAUUAAACUAAUGUAUAUUAUUUCCCUUUUUAUUUAUACGAUAAAUAUAUA